Messenger RNA from Debaryomyces fabryi, 1344 nucleotides. RefSeq names its product chromatin-binding transcription regulator (gene ADA2). Gene Ontology annotation, cellular component: nucleus; SAGA-type complex. Lineage: Eukaryota; Fungi; Ascomycota; Pichiomycetes; Serinales; Debaryomycetaceae. The transcript has a single exon. Gene Ontology annotation, biological process: chromatin remodeling; regulation of transcription by RNA polymerase II. Gene Ontology annotation, molecular function: protein binding; chromatin binding; transcription coactivator activity. Bases 1 to 1344 code for a protein of 447 amino acids. The record is from RefSeq and is a predicted model, not a curated record.
AUGGAGAGCAAAACGAAAUUGUAUCAUUGUGAUGUGUGUUCUUCGGAUUGCACGAACAGAAUACGGAUCCAGUGUGCGAUAUGUGCGGAUUAUGACUUGUGUGUUCCAUGUUUUGCAUCAGGAUCGGCUACAGGUGACCACAAGCCAUGGCACGAUUACCAGGUGAUCGAGCAGAACACCUACCCAAUAUUCGAUAAGGACUGGGGUGCAGACGAGGAGUUGCUUUUGGUACAGGGGUGUGAGACGUUUGGCUUGGGUAACUGGCAGGACGUCGCUGAUCACAUCGGAAACAGAUCGAAGGAUGAGGUCAGGGACCACUACUUUGAUAUAUAUUUGAACUCGAAGGAAUAUCCGUUGCCAGAGAUGGACAAGGAUUUCAGUGAUAUCACCCCGAGCCAGUUCUUGGAACAACGGAAGGAAAGAUUGGAAUUCCGCAGGAACAUGCCUUUGCCACCUCCCAAAACCAAAACGGUGGCUUCGGUGCCAUUAUGUCACGAAAUCCAAGGGUUUAUGCCUGGUAGACUCGAGUUUGAUGUUGAGGCCGAAAAUGAUGCAGAGGUGCCCGUUAAGGAUAUGGUGUUUGAUCCUGAGGACUCUCUUGGAGAUAUCGAGGUCAAAUUAACAAUUUUAGACAUUUACAACUCGCGGUUGACUACUAGAGCAGAGCGAAAGCGUGUGCUUAUUUUAAACAACUUGUUGGAGUACCGGAAAAAUAUUGGUAUUGAUAAACGGAAGUCGAAAGAGGAAAAAGAUCUCUUAAAGAAAAUCAAUGCAUUCAUCAGAAUUCUCACUCCUGAAGAUUUCAAUGAGUUUAGUAGAGAUAUUCUCACAGAACUUAAGUGCCGUAUCAGAAUACUGCAGUUGCAACACUGGAGGCGUAACGGUAUCACCACUAUUGAGGAUGGUGGUAAGUUCGAAAAGGACAAGUUGAUCAGAAUGGCACAUUAUCAACGUAUGGGCAAUGGUUCCGGUUUGAAUGGGAGAAACUCAGGAGCAAUGGGCGGCCACACCCCAAUCCCUUCCAAUGGGCGCAAGAACCACUCGUUGGCUAACUCCCCACAGCCAGAAUUCAAGCCAAAAGUUGGUAAUACAAGAGCCCCGUUGGAUAUUUCACAUGCUGCGGAUUUCGAUUUGCUUUCAAACGAAGAAAAGCAAUUGUGUGCUACUUUGAGGAUCCUUCCAAAACCUUAUCUUGCAAUUAAGAAUCAAUUAAUGAAGGAAGCAGUUAAGAACAACGGUAUUCUUAAGAAAAAGGAUGCUAGACAAUCAUUGAAAAUUGAUGUCAACAAGGCAUCUAAGAUCUAUGAGUUCUUCGUGCAAAUGGGUUGGUGUUCUCAGGGGUAA